Molecule: messenger RNA, 6551 nt
Organism: Fusarium vanettenii 77-13-4
Lineage: Eukaryota; Fungi; Ascomycota; Sordariomycetes; Hypocreales; Nectriaceae
Exons: 3
Coding region: 1-6342 (2113 amino acids)
Molecular function (GO): glutamate synthase (NADH) activity; iron ion binding; iron-sulfur cluster binding
Source: RefSeq, a predicted model, not a curated record
AUGGGCCUAAACGAGGAAUUCGACGACCGACAGAUCCAUAUCGAAUCCGAGCAACAACCAUACAUCCCCUAUGAGUAUCAGACUGAUAACAAUGACUCGUGGGCUGGUGCUUUGCCGGUGAAGCAGGGUCUCUAUGACCCUUCUCUCGAGAAGGAUGCCUGUGGUGUCGGCUUUGCUUGCCACAUCAAGGGCAAGCCCAGCCACAAGAUUGUCAGCGAUGCCCGAAACCUGCUCUGCAACAUGACCCACCGCGGUGCUGUGGGUUCCGAUGCUCGAGAUGGUGACGGUGCUGGUGUCAUGACAUCCAUUCCCCACCGGUUCUUUAUCAAGAACUUUGAGAAGGAGGAGGACAUUAAGCUGCCUCCUCUGGGCCAGUACGCCGUGGGAAACCUGUUCUUCAAGCCCGACGAGGAGACUCUUGAGGAGUCCAAGAGGCAGCUGGAAGAUGUUGCCGAGUCGUUGGGUCUUCGAGUCCUGGGAUGGCGACGGCCCCCCGUUGAUUCGACUCUUCUGGGUCCCGCUGCCAAGUCUCGCGAGCCCAUCAUUGCUCAGCCUUUUGUCGUCCUUGCCUCCGCCUAUGGUGCUGGCGUUGCUCCGGAGAUGACUGAUCCUGAGCAGUUCGACGAUCGCCUCUUCGAGCGACAGCUGUACAUCCUCCGCAAGCGUGCUACUCAGAGCAUUGGACUGCACAACUGGUUCUACAUCUGCUCCCUUUCCAACAAGAACAUUGUUUACAAGGGUCAGCUUGCUCCCGUACAGGUCUACUCUUACUACCACGAUCUCGUCAACGCCGAUUACGAGGCGCACUUUGCCCUGGUGCACUCUCGUUUCUCCACAAACACCUUCCCAUCCUGGGACCGUGCUCAGCCUCUGCGAUGGGCUGCCCACAAUGGUGAAAUCAACACUCUGCGAGGUAACAAGAACUGGAUGCGCGCCCGUGAGGGUGUCAUGCAGUCUGAUAUCUUCAAGGAGGAGCUUGAGCAGAUGUACCCCGUCGUCGAGGACGGUGGCUCUGACUCUGCUGCCUUUGACAACGUUCUUGAGCUUCUGACCAUCAACGGAGUUCUCUCUCUGCCUGAGGCUGUUAUGCUCAUGGUUCCCGAGGCUUGGCAGGGCAACCAGCACAUGGACCCCAAGAAGGCUGCAUUCUAUGAAUGGGCUGCUUGCCAGAUGGAGCCUUGGGAUGGUCCCGCUCUGUUCACCUUUGCUGAUGGCCGAUACUGUGGUGCUAACCUGGACCGAAAUGGUCUUCGACCUUGCCGUUUCUACGUCAUGGAUGACGACCGUAUCAUCUGCGCUUCCGAAGUCGGUACCAUCCCCGUCGAGCCUGAGACCGUCAUCCAGAAGGGCCGUCUCCAGCCUGGUCGCAUGUUGCUGGUUGAUACUCAGGCUGGCCGUAUCAUUGACGACAAGGAGUUGAAGGAGGCUGUUGCUAGCAGACACGACUUCCGAGCGUGGCUUGAUAGGGAAUUGAUUACCAUGCCCAAGGUCCUCGAGACCUUGGAGCAGGCUAUGGACCUUGCGCCCAAGUUGGACGACAAGACUCUCCAGGCUGAUCCCCUUCUGCUCUCCUUUGGAUAUACUCACGAGCAGGUUAGCUUGUUGCUUGCCCCCAUGGCCGCCGAUGAGAAGGAAGCCCUUGGUUCCAUGGGUAACGACGCCCCUCUGGCUUGCCUGACCCAGGCUCCUCGUCUGCUCUAUGACUACUUCCGACAGCUCUUUGCCCAGGUCACCAACCCUCCCAUUGACCCAAUCCGAGAGUCCAUUGUCAUGUCUCUGGAGUGCUAUGUUGGCCCUCAGGGUAACCUGCUGGAGAUGGACUCCUCCCAGUGCGGCCGUCUGCUGCUUCCCAGCCCCAUCCUCUCCAUCCCGGAGUUCAAUGCCAUCAACAACAUGUCCUCCACCUACUCUGACUGGACUGUCAAGACUAUUGACCUGACAUUCCCCAAGAACCAGGGUGUCCAGGGCUACAUCAGCCACCUCGACAAGAUCUGCGAAGAGGCUACUGCUGCCAUCGAGGCCCGGGACCGUGUCAUUGUUCUCUCUGACCGUAACACUUCCCCUGACCGCGUUCCCGUCUCUGCUGUUCUGGCUUCUGCCAUGGUCCACCACCACCUGGUCAGCAACAAGUGGCGAUCCAUGGCUGCACUGGUUGUUGAGACCGCCGAGGCUCGUGAGGUCCACCACAUGUGUGUUCUCCUCGGUUAUGGUGCCGAUGCCAUCAACCCGUACCUUGCUAUGGAGUGCAUCCUCAAGUUGAACCGUGAGGGUCUUAUCAAGAAGAAGCUGAGCGAUGAUGCUCUUAUCCGAAACUACAAGCACUCUUGCGACGGUGGUAUCCUCAAGGUUAUGAGCAAGAUGGGUAUCUCAACUCUUGCUUCUUACAAGGGUGCUCAGAUCUUCGAGGCUCUCGGUCUCGACGAGUCCGUUGUCGAGCGAUGCUUCAAGGGCACUGCUUCCCGCAUCCAGGGUCUGACCUUCGAGCUCAUUGCUGAAGACGCCUUCCGAUUCCACGAGCGUGGUUUCCCCUCGCGAUCCACCGUUGGACCUACUGGCCUUCCCGAGUCUGGCGAGUACCACUGGCGUGAUGGCGGUGAGCCUCACGUCAACGACCCUACCUCGAUUGCCAACAUCCAGGACGCCGUUCGAACCAAGAACGACAAGUCCUACGAGGCUUACUCCCGCUCCGAGUAUGAGCAGAUCAAGAACUGUACUCUCCGAGGUCUCCUCGACUUCAAGUUUGAGGACUGCACCCCUGUCCCCAUUGACCAGGUUGAGCCCUGGACCGACAUUGUCCGCCGCUUCUGUACUGGUGCCAUGUCUUAUGGUUCCAUCUCUAUGGAGUCUCACUCUACCCUUGCUGUCGCCAUGAACCGACUUGGCGGCAAGUCCAACACUGGUGAGGGUGGUGAGGAUCCCGAGCGAUCUCAGCGUCUUCCCAACGGCGAUACCAUGCGCUCUGCCAUCAAGCAGGUCGCCUCUGGUCGUUUCGGUGUCACCUCCGCCUACCUGGCUGACUCUGACGAGCUUCAGAUCAAGAUGGCCCAGGGUGCCAAGCCUGGUGAGGGUGGUGAGCUUCCUGGCCACAAGGUCUCCAAGUCGAUUGCUCGCACUCGUCACUCGACUCCUGGUGUCGGUCUCAUUUCGCCUCCUCCUCACCACGACAUUUACUCCAUUGAGGAUCUGAAGCAGCUGAUCUACGAUCUGAAGUGCUCUAGCCCUCGAUCCCGAGUCUCCGUCAAGCUUGUUUCCGAGGUUGGUGUUGGUAUCGUCGCCUCUGGUGUCGCCAAGGCCAAGGCUGAUCACAUCCUGAUCUCUGGCCACGACGGUGGUACUGGUGCCUCCCGAUGGACUGGUAUCAAGUACGCCGGUCUUCCCUGGGAGCUUGGUCUGGCUGAGACCCAUCAGACUCUGGUCCUCAACGAUCUCCGUGGUCGUGUGGUUGUGCAGACUGAUGGUCAGCUCAAGACUGGUCGCGAUGUCGCCCUGGCCUGUCUGCUUGGUGCUGAGGAAUGGGGCUUCGCCACCGCUCCUCUCAUCGCCAUGGGAUGUGUCUUUAUGAGAAAGUGCCAUUUGAACACCUGCCCUGUUGGUAUCGCUACUCAGGACCCCGAGCUGCGCAAGAAGUUCAAGGGUAGCCCUGAGCAUGUCAUCAACUUCUUCUACUAUGUCGCCAACGAGCUCCGAGCCAUCAUGGCUCAGCUUGGUUUCCGCACCAUCAACGAGAUGGUUGGCCACGUUGAAGUUCUCAAGAUGCGCGAUGACCUGCGAACCAACAAGACAGCCAACAUUGACCUGUCUCUCCUCCUGACCCCAGCCCACAAGCUCCGACCUGGUGUCGCCACCUUCAACGUCCGAAAGCAGGACCACAAGCUCUAUGUCCGACUCGACAACAAGCUGAUUUCCGAGGCCGAGUUGACCCUCGACAAGGGUCUGCCCUCGAGAAUCGAGUGUGAUAUUGUCAACACUGACCGAGCGAUGGGUACCUCCCUGUCCUACCACAUCUCCAAGCGCUAUGGAGAGGCUGGUCUGCCCCUGGACACUGUCCAUGUUAACAUCAAGGGCUCUGCUGGUCAGUCCUUCGGAGCUUUCCUUGCCCCUGGUGUCACACUUGAGCUCGAGGGUGAUGCCAACGAUUACGUUGGCAAGGGUCUGUCGGGUGGUCGCCUGAUCAUUUACCCUCCUCGCUCUGCCGUCUUCAAGGCCGAGGAGAACAUCCUUAUUGGAAACACUUGCUUGUACGGUGCUACCACUGGUACUUGCUUCUUCCGCGGUGUUGCAGCUGAGCGAUUCGCUGUCCGAAACUCGGGUGCUACCGCCGUUGUUGAGGGUGUUGGUGACCACGGCUGUGAGUACAUGACUGGUGGCCGCGUUGUCAUUCUUGGAUCUACUGGUCGCAACUUUGCGGCUGGUAUGUCUGGUGGUAUCGCCUACAUCUUGGAUGUGCACGGCGACUUCAUGUCCAAGCUCAACGAUGAGAUGGUUGAGGCCGGCCCCAUUGAGGACGCCACUGAGAUUGCCUUCGUUCGCGGUCUCAUUGAGGACCACCACCACUACACUGGAUCCGAGCGUGCUGCCCGCAUCCUGGUUGACUUCAACCGUGCCCUGCCCCGCUUCAUCAAGGUCCUCCCUGUCGACUACAAGCGUGUUCUCGAGGAGGAGGCUGCCAAGGCGGCAGAGGCCAAGCGUGCCGAGUACAACCUGCCCGUCGUCUCUGGUGUUCACACCAAGAAGGCGGAGAAGGCCGCUAAGCUCCAGGAUCUCGAGGAGGCUGUUGGCGACAACGCCGCAGAGAAGAAGCGCGCCCUUGUGCUCGACAAGACUAAGGGCUUCAUGAAGUAUAAGCGCCGCGCUGAGAAGUACAGACCUGUGACCUCCCGUCUCAAGGACUGGGCUGAGCUCAGCUCUCGCCUGGACCAGGAUGAGCUCAAGUAUCAGUCAGCUCGAUGCAUGGACUGUGGUGUCCCUUUCUGUCAGUCCGAGACUGGUUGCCCCAUCUCCAACAUUAUCCCCAAGUGGAAUGAAUUGGUCUUCCAGGGACAAUGGAAGGAUGCUCUUAACCGUCUGCUGAUGACCAACAACUUCCCCGAGUUCACUGGUCGUGUGUGCCCUGCUCCUUGCGAGGGUGCUUGCGUCCUGGGUAUCAACGAGGACCCUGUCGGCAUCAAGUCGAUCGAGUGCGCCAUCAUUGACCGAGGCUUCGAGAUGGGCUGGAUGAUUCCCCAACCCCCUGAGGUCCGCACUGGCAAGACUGUUGCCAUCAUUGGCUCUGGCCCCGCCGGUCUGGCCGCUGCUGAUCAGCUCAACCGUGCUGGUCACCUCGUCACUGUCUAUGAGCGUGCUGACCGUCUGGGAGGUCUGCUCAUGUACGGUAUCCCCAACAUGAAGCUUGACAAGCGUAUCGUUAAGCGCCGAACCGACUUCAUGGCUUCUGAGGGUAUCAUCUUCAAGACUGGUGUUGCUGUUGGUGAGGAGGGUCAUCCUUCUCUUGACGACCUCCGGGCUAGCCACAACGCCGUCGUCAUUGCUACCGGUGCCACUGUUGCUCGUGAUCUGCCUAUCAAGGGCCGUGAGCUUGACGGCAUCCACUACGCCAUGGAGUUCCUGCACAAGAACACCAAGUCUCUCCUCGACUCCGAGCUUGCCGACAACACCUACAUCUCUGCCAAGGACAAGCACGUUAUUGUCAUUGGUGGUGGUGACACUGGUAACGAUUGUAUCGGAACCUCUCUCCGCCAUGGUGCCAAGUCGGUCACCAACUUCGAGCUGCUGCCCCAGCCUCCGCCUGAGCGUGCCAAUGACAACCCCUGGCCUCAGUGGCCUCGCAUCUACCGUGUGGACUACGGUCACACCGAGGUCCGCCAGCACACUGGCAAGGAUCCUCGUGAGUACUGCAUCAUGUCUGAGGAGUUCAUGGGCGACGGUUCCGGCAAGGUCAAGGGCAUCGUCACUGUUCGCGUGGAGUGGACCAAGUCUCCUAGCGGUGGUUGGGACAUGAAGAAGGUCGACGGUUCUCAGCAGUACUUCAAUGCUGACCUUGUCCUGCUUGCCAUGGGCUUCCUUGGCCCUGAGGCUCGCGUGCUCGGCGACGACAUUGAGAAGGACGCUCGCAAGAACGUCAAGACGCCUCCUGGCAAGUACUGCACCAACAUUGAGGGUGUCUUUGCUGCCGGUGACGCCCGCCGUGGUCAGUCUCUAAUUGUCUGGGGUAUCAACGAAGGUCGCCAGGCUGCCCGUGAGGUUGAUCUGUACCUCCAGCAGUACACCAACCUGCCAGUUACCGGUGGUAUCACCAAGCACACCGCGCAGGAGAUCUUCACCCAGAUCCAGGUCGAGGCUUAGAUAGAUGACGCCGUCAUUCCAAGAUGAUGGUCUUUCUCUCUUGUUUUUUGUGGGCAUGGGAGCAAACGGUUCAGCGAUAUACCCUGAUUGUGGGACAAUUGGAGCUCAUGCAGGCUUGGGUUAACGGGGAACUGCGACUUUGAUGUUUUUCUAUACCAAUUUGUAGAAUUGCGCGUUAGGCUGGAUAUAUAAAAUUAUGAUUUGGACCA